ACCGCUCGACCCCAUCUUCUGUCUCUCUCGACUGCAUUUUCGAGUUUGGUCCUUCUUUCUUCUUCUUCCACCCGAAGGUUCCUCGCUCAAACUCCAAAAUGUCCAGCCAAGCCCCCGCUGACGCUGCGGUUCCCGCCGAAUCGGCUGCCGCUCAAACCUUGCCUGACCGCACGCAGGCCCCCGCCGAUGCCGCUGCUGCUCCCCAGGGCGAGGUCUCUAAGAACGCUGCAAAGAAGGCCGCCAAGUUGGCCAAGUUGGCCCAGGAUAAGGCCGACAAGAAGGCUGGAAACGCUGCCAACAAGGGAAUCGGAAAGCAGGAGGCCAAGAAGCCCGCCUCCAAGGCCCCCAAGAAGAAGAUUGACGGUGCCGCUUUGAUCGGUAUCGAUGUCUCCAAGGAGGAGGACUUCCCCGGCUGGUACCAGCAGGUCCUGACAAAGGGUGACAUGCUCGACUACUACGAUGUUUCUGGAUGCUUCAUCCUCAAGCCCGCUUCAUACUCUAUCUGGGAGGAGAUCCAGAACUGGUUCAACGGAUACAUCAAGAAGAUGGGUGUCAAGAACUGCUCCUUCCCUCUCUUUGUCUCUGAGGAUGUCCUGCAGCGGGAGAAGGACCACAUCGAGGGUUUCGCGGCCGAGGUCGCCUGGGUCACCCAUGCUGGUUCCACCCCCUUGGAGAAGAAGAUCGCUAUCCGUCCCACCUCUGAGACCGUCAUGUACCCCUACUACGCCAAGUGGAUCAGAAGUCACCGUGACCUUCCUCUCAAGCUGAACCAGUGGAACUCUGUCGUUCGUUGGGAGUUCAAGCACCCCCAGCCCUUCCUGAGAACCAGAGAGUUCCUGUGGCAGGAGGGUCACACUGCCCACCUGACCCAGGACGCGGCCCAUGAGGAAGUCAUGCAGAUCCUCGACCUCUACGCUCGCAUCUACGAGGAGCUCUUGGCCGUCCCCGUUGUCAAGGGUCAGAAGACCGAGAAGGAGAAGUUCGCCGGUGGUCUCUACACCACCACCGUCGAGGGCUACAUUCCCGCCACUGGCCGUGGUAUUCAGGGUGGUACCUCCCACGGUCUGGGCCAGAACUUCAGUAAGAUGUUCGGCAUCACCGUCGAGGACCCCUCCGCCAAGGGUGACGAGAAGAAGCCCCCCAUCCACGUCUGGCAAAACUCCUGGGGUCUGUCGACCCGUACUCUGGGUGUCAUGGUGAUGAUCCACAGUGACAACCGCGGUCUGGUCCUCCCUCCCCGCGUGGCUGAGAACCAGACUGUCAUCGUCCCCGUCGGUAUCACCGCCAAGACCUCGGACGAGGAGCGCAGCAAGCUCUACGCCGAGAUCGACCGCCUGGUCUCUGUUCUCCAGGACGCCGGCGUUCGCGCCAUCUCCGACCUCCGCGAGGGCUACUCCCCCGGCUGGAAGUUCAACGAGUGGGAGCUGCGCGGUGUGCCCCUGCGCAUCGAGUUCGGUCCCGGUGAGAUGGCCGGCGGCUUCGUCACCGCCGCUCGCCGUGACAUCCCCGGCAAGGAAGGCAAGGCGCCUAUCCAGAUCGCCGAGCUCGCGACCGCCGUCCCCGCUCUCCUCGAGACCAUCCAGAAGGACCUGUACAACCGGGCCGACAACGAGUACCGCUCCCACCGUAAGCUCAUCACCAACUGGGACGACUUCACCCCCGCCCUCAACGACAAGAACGUCUGCAUCAUCCCCCACUGCUUGACCGAGGAGUGCGAGGACCAGAUCAAGGACAUGAGCGCCCGCAAGGCCGAGGAGGACUCCGGCGAGGCCCAGGACGCCCGCGCCCCCAGCAUGGGCGCCAAGUCCCUCUGUAUCCCCUUCGACCAGCCCGAGGGUAUCGUCGCCGGCGAGACCAAGUGCUGCAACCCCAAGUGUACCCGCCCUGCCGAGAAGUGGUGCAUGUUCGGCCGCUCGUACUAAGCGCUUUCCGUCGUCAUACUAUUCAAUAUCACAUCACUUGCAACUAACUUCUUAUCUUACCACUACUUUGUUUCAAAUCUUUUUUCCAUUCUAUGUGCAUAUCCUCAUCUUCUUAUCUUCGUACUAUGACUGUUAUGACUUUGCUUUCCUGCCAUUACAGUUUUUCUUUUGUGUUGUGUGUCUGAAAAAACCUGGGGUUGGUGGGGUUUGUUUGGGAGAGAAGGAAAAGAAAGCGUGUGAUGAGGAGUUUUUCUCUUUUGAAAGAAAGAAUUAAGAGUUUUCUAGAAAUGUCGUGCUUUUGCUUGCAUCAGAUACCUUUUCAAUGGGCAGUGUGCUGUUAUCUGACUUUUUGAGUAGUAGAGUAGAAAAGGCCUUUCUCGUGGUCAAUUGUCGGCGUGAGAAGUAGAAUGGCAGAGAACUUUUGGGCACGGAGUGAUUAUGGUUACUUAUCAACUAUCAUUGACUAAUCU
Molecule: messenger RNA, 2392 nt
Organism: Aspergillus uvarum CBS 121591
Lineage: Eukaryota; Fungi; Ascomycota; Eurotiomycetes; Eurotiales; Aspergillaceae
Product: proline--tRNA ligase
Exons: 4
Coding region: 99-1922 (607 amino acids)
Biological process (GO): prolyl-tRNA aminoacylation
Cellular component (GO): aminoacyl-tRNA synthetase multienzyme complex; cytoplasm
Molecular function (GO): ATP binding; proline-tRNA ligase activity
Source: RefSeq, a predicted model, not a curated record